UAUAGACAAUCAACAGUUAUAAGCCCAUUGCCUGAUCCAAAGGUAGAGGGAUUGUCAAUGUAUACAGAUAUAAUGUGUGCACCAUUCGUUGCACCAUAUUGUAUACCACUACAUCUAUCAGAGCCAUUCAACGUCGAUGUUGAAUACGGUCGUAUAUCAACUACAUUACAAGAAUUAGAGUUACUCAAUGCCAAACAUCAAUUGAUUGAGAAGAAGUCAAAGGCCAGCAGUUUGUUGGGUAUCGAUCAGGACUCACCAACGUCCACUCCUAUAAAGUCAUCAAAGGCCAGUAUGUUAUUGGGUCUGGACGAGGGCGGAAGUUCGCCAUCAUCAUCACCCAAGGACAAGAAGCAGUUGUUGUCGCCAGCGCCAGCAAACUCGCCAAAGUUUGGUCUGUUGGCGAGAUCAGCCAGCAACAAUCUACUGAGGGACAAAGAGACCAGUGGCGGUGGCGGUGCUGGCAGCGGCGGCAGCGGGUCAUUCCUGGGGGCGUCGAGCCAGUCGCCUCUAGCGCAGUCGAUCGCCAUAAAUAGUUCGACUGGCACACUGGGCAUGUCACCGCGCGAGGACACACCAGGGUUCAACCUGUCGGGCAUCUCGCCAUUGCACUACCAACACAUCUUUACCGUAUCCACCAAGACACAGAACUAUUCAUUCAAUGCCCGAGACCGCGAUGAGAGCAGCCAGUUUGUCGACGCCAUCAAGCUGAUAUCCCUGGGCAAGGCCUUCCAUCCCGAGUCACAGACCACUCUCGACUACCUAACCGAGGCACUCGAACUGACGCUCAAGUGUCGUGCCCCUCCCGUGCCAUCACUGCCCGCCUCGCCUCCACCCCCACCUCCCCAUCUCAAG
Molecule: messenger RNA, 852 nt
Organism: Acytostelium subglobosum LB1
Lineage: Eukaryota; Evosea; Eumycetozoa; Acytosteliales; Acytosteliaceae
Exons: 2
Source: RefSeq, a predicted model, not a curated record